ACAGGAAAGGAAGGCAAAUACAAAUUAAGUGGAUUCUUUGGAAAUAAAUACCAAGGAUAAUUUUGAAGAUCAAACUGUGGGUUUUUCACCUGAUGUCUCUUUAUUUUACACUUGAUUGUUUUUGUGAAUGUUGUACAUUUUCUGUUGCUUAAUGGGAAUAUUUUGUUAACCUCUAGUUUUGUGUUUUGAUUCCUUACUAUAAAAAUAAACAGCUGCUUGUACAAAAUACAUUUUAGAUUAAAUAUAACUAUAGCUUAUGCAUAUUUCUGUCUUUUUGCAUUUUUUCAUUCCAUAAUUUCCAAACAUGUACAAUUUUUUCUGUGUUGUUUAAUGUAGAUUUGUUUUUUUUAUUAUUAUUAUUAUUUGUUUCUAGAAGCUUGUUAUUUAUUUCUUUAGUAUCCUGUGACAAGGCCUAUAAAUGGUUUGAAUAAAAAAAAAAUUAAUAUAAAUCUAACCGUCAUUCUUUCUCUGCACUAAUAUUCUCUUAUAUAAUAGAAAGCAAAUUCCUGGGAUUAUCAUACGAACAGUUUUUGGAAAUAAAUGUCACUGAUAAGAAAUAAAAUGCACAUGUGUGGAAGUCUGCCAGUAGGGUAGUACUUAAGGAACUCUAAUCUUCCAUGAGCUGACCUCUGCUGAGCCUGACUGCUGCCCACUGAUUGGCUACGACACUAAGUAGGGGUAAAUUGACCCACAGCUCCUCUGCAAGCAACAGGUUGCUGCAGUUCUACCUGCCAGUACUUCCAAGAUGAUGGGUUUCUGGUGGCAUAAAGUCACAACUUUUGCUAACACUAGAUAGCAUUAGCUAACUAUAUACUUGUAGCUUGAUGUAAGCCAUUUGAAGAGAUUGUAGGCUGUCCAUGCAAGGGAAAGUUUGGAGAGUGGUUAAGGACACCUGAGCGCAUUUAAUUUUCUGCUAUGGGUUAUUUUACUGGACCAAAACUUCUGGAUUUUAAGAGUUCACCACCACAUCUUCAGUUCAACAAGUAUGUCCAUACAGGAUACCGGCCUAUAUCCACUUGCAGAGAGUGUCUGCAAAGUUUGUUCUAUCUUCACAAUGAAUUUGGGAACAUCUAUACACAUGGUGUCCCCUUCAUCUGUUUUUUGCUGUUUCUGCCUGUAAGUAUCCCAUGGGCUGAAGUGGACGAGUGGUGGAUUGGUAUUGUGCAUUAUCUGGCUUGUCUGUCUCCCACCAUCUGUUCUGUCUUCUACCAUCUCUUCAUGAACCAUGAAGGUGGAGCACCUAUUUAUGACACGCUUCUGUGCUUCGACAUGUUUGGUGUCUGCCUUGUCAACACUCUUGGUGCUCUGCCAAUCAUUCACAUAACAUUAUUGUGUCACCCAAUCACCCGUCAAGUGGCGAUGUUGGCGUAUCUUCUCCUCUCUGGCUAUGGUGUUCACUGCGCUCUCACUGCAGAGAGUAACAUUCACCGCCUACAAUCCUUCAUCUGGCAAGCAGGUUUCCGCUUCGUUCUUUUUAUGUUUCGCCUGAUUGGUCCAGGCAGAGGCAGCCCCUCCUCCCUUCAGCUCUACCUCACCAUGGAUGCUCUGGCAAUGUUUGGAGGACUUGUCAAUAUUUCCCGCUUUCCUGAGCGAUUCAGUCCUGGACGGUUUGACUACUGGUUAAAUAGUCAUCAGAUUAUGCACAUCAUGGUCGUUCUGUCUAUAUUGUACUUACACUGGGGCAUGCUGGAGGAUUUAAGAUGGUUAAAGGGAUAUCAUUGUCCUGAUGAAUAUGGUAUUUAUGAUAUUUAA
This is a messenger RNA of Danio aesculapii, 1752 nucleotides long. RefSeq names its product progestin and adipoQ receptor family member IVb (gene paqr4b). The record is from RefSeq and is a predicted model, not a curated record. The coding region runs from base 916 to 1752 and encodes 278 amino acids. Gene Ontology annotation, cellular component: membrane. Gene Ontology annotation, molecular function: signaling receptor activity. The transcript is spliced from 4 exons. Lineage: Eukaryota; Metazoa; Chordata; Actinopteri; Cypriniformes; Danionidae.